This is a messenger RNA of Protopolystoma xenopodis, 177 nucleotides long. Lineage: Eukaryota; Metazoa; Platyhelminthes; Monogenea; Polystomatidea; Polystomatidae. The record is from the annotation of a GenBank genome assembly.
AUGGAUUCUUGCUCUGAUGAUGUCUGCCACGGCGGUACAGGCGAGAGCUUGGCACAGUAUCAUCGGGGUUUCAGGACUGUAAGCCUAGGACUUGUUGGUACAAUUCAACAGUCUUCCUUGCGCGACAAUCCUCCUUCGAUCUUCGGUGAGACUACAUCACGAAUUCCUCCCAAUUAA